Octopus sinensis (East Asian common octopus) is the source of this 1925-nucleotide messenger RNA. RefSeq names its product E3 ubiquitin-protein ligase rnf146. The record is from RefSeq and is a predicted model, not a curated record. Gene Ontology annotation, cellular component: nucleus; cytoplasm. Lineage: Eukaryota; Metazoa; Mollusca; Cephalopoda; Octopoda; Octopodidae. Gene Ontology annotation, biological process: Wnt signaling pathway; ubiquitin-dependent protein catabolic process. Bases 526 to 1335 code for a protein of 269 amino acids. The transcript is spliced from 2 exons. Gene Ontology annotation, molecular function: poly-ADP-D-ribose binding; zinc ion binding; ubiquitin protein ligase activity.
CUUCCGAUCCUCGUCCUACGUCAUCGCUCGAAUGUCGAUUUCCCAGAAAUCAGAUUAACACCGAUUCUCAUAUUUCUGAUGUUUUGUCUCUAAAAUCCGAAAUUUAAUAUCGUUGUCGUACCGUUGACCCGUCGUCCGGCAAACGGACAUGUUAAUUAUACCUUCAGGUUAAUAACAAACGGUCGAGGUUGUUACUUCAGUCCUCAUUACCGGCGGAAAGGAGCGAGGUUCAGUUAUCAAAAAAAGUAAACAGGACAGACCAAGUGUUUUAAAAACAAACAAGUCUUGGGGUAUAUAUACAUAUAAGCCCUGUAAUAUAUAAGUAACAACAUCAAUAAUAGCUGUAAUAACUACAGUGAAGGGCGAUAGAGCUUCAGUAAUAACGACGACCAGCAAGAAAUACACCUCAGUAGUGGUGGACAUCUACUUGUGGCAAACAUUGAUAAAAUUUAAACAACACCAACUUCGGGGACUUUAUUUUGGAUUUGGAUUAACAACGAGUUUCCAGCACCACAGUUUGUUCGAAUGGAUGAUGUUAAUUUGAAUAACUGCCUCCAGAAUCAGAACUGGGAUGGUGGUAAUGAGAAGAGGGCCAACAUAGAUGUAGUUGUUGAAGAACAUCAAGAUGAAGAAAUGCUCCCCAUUAAUACUCCUGAAAAGUUUGAAUGUGCAAUCUGCCUGCACCCUUGCGAAUAUCCCGUGCAGCUUCCGUGCAAACAUAUUUUCUGCUUCCUGUGCAUGAAAGGGUCUGCAAAACAAAGCCAGCGCUGUGCUCUGUGUCGGCAAGAAAUUCCUGACAGUUGUUUCUUGAACCCUCCCCUGUUGAAUGAGGAACAACUUGAAAAGACUGUCACCUUUGACAAAAACUACCAAUGGUUCUAUGAGGGUCGCAAUGGCUGGUGGCAGUAUGAUGAACGAACGAGCAGAGAGAUGGAGCAGCGCUACAAGACCAACGAGACCAGCUUUGAUUUACUAAUUGCUGGCUACGUCUACACAAUAGACUUUGAGAAAAACAUCCAAUACAGGCAAGACAAUCCUAUGAAGAGACGUCAGAUCAAAAGAGACUUUGUUAACAUACCUGAAAAGAAGGGCAUUGCUGGCAUAAAGCUAAACCAGAGUUCACAAGGACGUCCUGGGCCAUUGGGUGGUGAGAUCCCAUCUAUGGUGUCGAGGUUAGAUUCAAAUGCUUGUGAUGACAGUGUCAUGUCACCUCCUGCCCCUAACAACACUCCACAAAGUCCUGCCAAUAGCCCAUUACAUUCUACAUUUUCUUCUGAACAAGACCUUUCUUUACACUUAGAGAAUCUACAACUAACUGAGUCCCACUCAACGUAGCAACUACAUCAAGCUAUUCUAAAGCAACCAUUUGCUGAAAGAAUAGGAAAUUUAACCCUUUUGGUAGUAACCUACCUGAUACUGCCCUUCUAAGUUUUAUGAAACAAAUUCACUGUUAUUAAACUAAUCUAAAUGAAAUCUUCCAUCAAAAUUUCAAGUUAAUUUAUGUUCCAAACACCAAAUUAAUAGUGAUAAAGUUAUUUUAAUUGAAAUAAGGGCACUGUAUAACCACAUAAAUAUGGCAACAAAAGGGUUUACUAAUUCUUCUUCUUAUUCUAAUCUUUUCUUUUCCUUAAAAUUUUUAAUAACAUUUUCUAUUUUUAUUGUUUGAGAAAGAGAGAGAGAAAGAGAGAAAGUGAAAAAAACAACAAUCAACAAGCAAUCAAUGUGUAUUGCAAUUUCUUAUAAGAAUUGGCAGGCUGAGGAGACAAGGAACUGUUUACUUGUUGGAAUUGAGGAAAAAAAAAAUACAAAAAAAUAUUUCUUAUAGUUUUGUUUGUUUUUCUUUAUCUUUCUACAUUCUCACCUUUAAAUCUGUCCAAGUUGUUAAUCUUAUUCUUUGCUCACAUCCCUAUUAUAUAACAUGUAAU